UUUAUUGCUCACAUUAUGAAUGAGUAUGAGGAAAUAUUUUUAUGCAAGACACCUCAAAAGACAUCAAUGUUAAGUGGUGCACAAUUUGUAAGAGAUAUGAUAGAAGGUCAUCCUCAGACAUGCUAUGAACUAUUUCGGAUGGAUAAAGAAACAUUUAUGAACCUUUGUGAUCAUCUUAAGAGACAUGAAAACUUACAAGAUACACGAUUUGUCACAGUUGAAGAGGCAGUGGCUAUGUUCUUACUAAUCGUAGGACAUAAUGUGAGAAUGAGGGUUGUAGCAGACCGUUUUCAACACUCCACAGAGACUGUCGCUCGACACUUUAAAGAAGUUAGACGUGCAUUAUGUCGACUUGGAAAAAUUCUCAUAUGUCCUAACAAUAUGACCAAUGAGGUGUCUUCAUAUGUUGCUAGUAAUCCUAAAUAUUUUCCAUGGUUUAAGGACUGUAUUGGUGCAAUUGAUGGCACUCAUAUUAGUGCAUGGGUCCCAGCUGAUAGACAAACCAGUUUUAGAGGUAGAAAAACAGUUAUAACACAAAAUGUUAUGUGUGCAUGUAAUUUUGACAUGAUGUUUACAUUUGUUUAUGCUGGUUGGGAAGGAACAGCAAACGAUGCACGUGUCUUUUUAGAUGCAUUGACUAGACCAGAAGUCAAUUUUCCUUGGCCAAGUGAAGGAAAAUAUUAUGUAGUUGAUUCUGGUUAUCCUUGUGUAUCUGGAUUUUUGCCACCAUAUCGAGGUGAGCGAUAUCAUUUACAAGAAUAUCGGGGUAGACGUAAUCAACCUAUCAGGCCCGAUUUCCAAUAUUAAGGAUGAUGCCUUGUUAUAAGCCAAGUAGGCAACCAUUAAUUGUUGUUGCAUGUUGUACCCUUCAUAAUUGGAUUCGUCUAUCAACUCGGAAUGAUCAAUUGUUUAGAGAAUAUGAGGUAGAAGACCUUUCAAUCGAAGGUGAAGAAGAGAGCACAAGUAGCAGAAACCAUUCAAUUGAUUUAUCAGAUGAGAGUGCAGCAGCUAUGGCAGC
Molecule: messenger RNA, 1018 nt
Organism: Vitis riparia (riverbank grape)
Lineage: Eukaryota; Viridiplantae; Streptophyta; Magnoliopsida; Vitales; Vitaceae
Exons: 3
Coding region: 16-807 (263 amino acids)
Source: RefSeq, a predicted model, not a curated record